AUGUGUGAACUGUCGGCUAAUGGAGAAAGACUUUUGUAUGUAGGGGAGACAACCGGGGAUUUUAAGACCAGAAUAAACCAUCACCGGUACACCAUCAGAAAAAAACGCCAGGACCUCCCGGUGGUGAAACAUUUUGAUGAGCUUGGACAUAUCGAACGACAACUUCGGUCCAUGCUACUGGAUCACAUCCCUCCUUUGAAGAAAGGGGGUGAUCCCACCAGAGAUAGUGGAGAACAACGCACAUGGAUCACACCGGACACCGAGGACAACAGCACCAUAUUCUAUUUUAAUUUAUAUUUUUUCUAUCUUAUUUACAUUUUUGAAGCUAAUUUACUGCUACGCCAGUGGGUACCUGAGCAUCCUUCAACUAUGAAGAAUAACGUGCAUGGUUGGAUGCAAAGAUGGAAACUCAGACAAACCCCCGAGAAUAGAAACCGAAAGUCAGAGAGUGAGAAGCCUCAGAGAUCUCUGCUCCUCCAUCAGGACACCAGCUCAGUCCCUGCAGCCUCUGAUCUCAAGAUGUUUCUCCUCACCGGCGCCCUCAUCUGGUUGGUCACCACCGCUCAGUGUAUACAGGUCCAUGGGGAAACCUAUAAAAUGACGUACAAUCCCAACGUGUUCGAUGAUCAGUACAUCGGCUGCUCCGAUACGAUGGAGAAGGACAUCAUGCCCAAGGUUCUUCAGCAGGAGAUGGCAAACAAGCAGUUUAGGGACGCCUGGAUCAACGCCACCGAACGCUGGGAAGAUAUCAGAGAUGACCUGGAGCUUCCGGAAGGGUUCGAGGACGAGUAUGGGAUCGCUCUUCUGACCUUCACCAAUCACUAUCCAAAGGAAAAUCCCAUAUACCGGCAGCUGAAUGGGAACCUCACCAUAGCAGGAGCCUCCCGGAGAGACUACAUGGAGAAGUUCCACUUCAAAGCCCUUCACUUCUAUCUAACAAGAGCCCUGCAGAUACUAAAGCCCAACUGUCACCAAAACUACACCACCUAUAGGGGGAGCCCACACUCCUUCCUUGUUAGACCCGUCUUCAAGUUUGGUAGAUUCACCUCAUCGUCUCUGAAAUCCGAAGAGGCCCAAGUCUUCGGCACACAAUCUUUCUUCCGGAUAACCACGUGCUUCGGGGCCAGACUUGGUAACUUGUCCUUUUUUCCAGACGAAGAAGAAGUUCUGAUUCCUCCGACCGAGAAGUUCUUAUAUGUCACGAGAGAGAAUUUAGUCUAUUACCUCAGAAGUACCGGGGAGACCUGCAGCUACUUCAACUGCGCCUAUCUACAAGCCGAGAAGCGAAAAGAUGCUGUUUGUGGAUCAGAUGCGGCUCUAUCAAUGGAAGAAGGAAGAGACGCGGACAUGAUGUCUGCGAGAGAACUGGAGGAGAGGAUGAGCGUCCUGGAGGAUCACAUCAGCCAAAACCAUUUGAACUGGGACCAAUACCGAAAUGAAAUGGGAAUUUAUCUGGAGAAAGUUUCCGAGAUUAGAAAUAUAACCACAUUAUCCAUGGAACAAGUGACCACAACUAUGAAAGAUUUUACAGAUUCGACUUUGUCUAAGAUGAAGGAUCUUCACUCGCAGGUGAAUAAUGAGGGGAAAAUAAUGAAGGUCCUGACUAUUUAUAGAAUGGAGUUUGACAAGAUAAAGGAAAAGCUUAAAGAACAGGAAGACACCAUCCACGGCCUUAUCUUAAGUUUGCUCACAUUCAUUGUCACUGGAGCUUCCAUUCUGAUCUACAAAUACUGGAUGAGGAAUCCUUCAACUCCAUGAUGACGUCACAUUGUGAAGCGCUGACUAUAACAGUACAAGAGGAUUAUAACUCCCCCAGGCAUAAAGCAGUACCCCGGCCAUAACUCCACGCUUCCCAGUGCUGUCCAGUCCUUAUGGGCAGGAACAGGAUGACUACAUAUUAUAUAUAUAUAUAUAUAUAUAUAUAUAUAUAU
Molecule: messenger RNA, 1931 nt
Organism: Hyla sarda
Lineage: Eukaryota; Metazoa; Chordata; Amphibia; Anura; Hylidae
Exons: 10
Coding region: 1-1758 (585 amino acids)
Molecular function (GO): NAD+ poly-ADP-ribosyltransferase activity; NAD+-protein-arginine ADP-ribosyltransferase activity
Source: RefSeq, a predicted model, not a curated record